AUGGAGACUGACACCAACUCAAACUACCCCGAGUCUCCCACAGAGGAGGAUGAGGUCUUCUUGUGCAAAGGCUGCGGCGAGGGGCGAGCCUUUGAGCUUGCUGGCCACCGAUGGCACCUUGGCUGCUUCCGAUGCCACUCGUGCGCCACCCUCCUCGACUCGGAUGCCAAUCUGCUGCUGCUGGGCGAUGGCUCUCUCAUCUGCAACAACUGCACAUACAGCUGCAGCUCCUGUGGUAACAAGAUCGAAGAUCUCGCCAUCCUGACCGGCGACCAAGCCUUCUGCGCUACCUGCUUUAAGUGCCGCAACUGCAAGAGGAAGAUUGAAAACCUACGAUAUGCGCGUACCAGCCAGGGCAUUUUCUGCAUGAGCUGUCACGAGAGCUUGAUGGCAAGACGGCGGAAAAAGGCAAAGGCUUCGAAACAACUGGCUGCUGCAGGGAGCAACCCGAUAGUGCUGGACAAGAGUCUGCCUGCGCUGCCACCAAACGCCGUCUCCCAGAGCGCUCUGCGAGAGUCUUCACCUUCGGGUUCCUACACCAGCGACCAUCUCAAAGCCAGUCACGAGAAUAAGCGAGACACAUCGCCCAUGUCAACGUCAGACGAUAGCAAGAGAGGUAGCAGCCGUCACUUGUCUCACAUAGGCGGCUCUUCAGACCCAACUCAAGACACUCUUACAUUGCCCGCCAGCACAUACAAGCAAGAGCGUGCUUCGACCAUGUCAUCUAACACCAUGACUUCAAUGCCUGAUGCCGACGAUGGCUUCCUCCCUAUGGCUUACGACCCCAACCCUGCCCCUCCCCCUCUACCACGCCGUUCACAUCCUGAAACUACGCCCAGGAUGUCUGAUAACCUCUCUCCUCAAGGCGGUUUCUCCAGGAACAACAGAGAUCGACCGUCGUCCUCAAGAUCCGUGUCAACUGAGCGCGAUAGCGUCCGAAGUCCUGGUGUUGGCCACACCGACAAAGGCCGUCAGCAGGGUCUUCGCAAUGUUUCGGGUAGCAGCACACCGGUGACCACAUCGGCUGUUGCCUCGCCCUCAUCUCUCACCAGUCAGCAACGUCCUCGUCUGCCACACGCAAACAGUGCUUCGUCCAACUUGGUACCCGAGCCUUUCAAACUCCAAGACGUGCCACGAGAUCGCAGGGUAUCGCGCAACAGCCCUCGUGUCGGAAAGAACUCUCCCACGUCGUUGGACACUCAGCAACACUCGAGACACACUCCGACCGACUCGAAUUUAUCUCUGUCGCCAGCCUCUGUGGACACGCCCAGCUCGAGCAUCAAUCCUUUCGACGAUCCCAAACUCCGCGAAGCUUCGUCAAGCGCUGGCGCAUCAGCUGCAAAGCAUCCUGCUAGAGGUGAUUCCCUAGCACAAUCUUCGCGCAUCACCUCUCCCGAAGCCACGCCAGCUCUUAGACAGUCCGAUGCUGCUCAUGAACGUAAAACUUCCGCAACCUCACCCCAAUUCGUCGAUGCGCCGACCCACCUUCGCUCCGAGACCGAGUCUCAGAACACAGGAGAAAUGGGCAUACCAGCCGCACCUCCUAGAGCUGCUAACCGUCCUUCUGCUCCAAGCAGGUCUGUCGCCAACGACGACUUCACCGCCCCCAGAAUUCCGCCUGCCCCUCCUGCCACCGAACGCCCUCGUGCCGAAUCUGUCGGUACCCUUCAACAUGAUCAUACUUCUGCAGCUUCACCAAAACCCUGGCGUACACAUCUGCCAAAGCACAGUGCUGGGGAAGCCUUCUCUAUGGAGGAAGAGAUGUCCCGCAUUUUGCGAGGCGAAGAGCAGAAGAGAAAGGAGAAUGAGCACACCGGUGUUCUUCGUCGUGUUUCCAACGCAGUGAAGCACGGUAGAAGCUUCAGCGACAAAUCGAUACCCCUCCAAAAGACACCUACCAUCAGUUCGGCAGAUAUCAGUAGCCCUAUUCUCAUCACCAGUCCAAUUUCUUCACCUGGCCAGAUGGACGUCGCUACCCUGAGGUCUCAAUUGCGUCGCGCUCAACAGAAGAUUGCAGAGCUUGAGGCUGAUAAGCUCGGCCUGGAGGAAAAGAUGGACACAUCUGCCGACAUCAAGCAGGUCAACACUGAACUGCGUGAGAAGCGCUCAACCAUGGCAUUCCUUGACACUCAGCGCGAGAUGGUGGUUCGCGAGCUCGAAAUCAUGACUGAGCACUUGACCAGAGCCAAAGAGAGCAACAAGCCUUUGGAUAUUAGUCAACUCAAGUCCGAGAUCUUGCAGGACUUUGCACACUCUUUGCANAAGUUGAAAGAUAAUCUCGGCACCCAGAUCGAAGAUCUAGUGCACAAGAGAAACGAACUUACCGACGACAUUUCGAACCUCAUUCAAGUCAAGGACAAGGGCUUGCAGGAGUUUGAAUCUCUUUCUUCGAAGAACCUCCAGCUGGCUGAGUUGAACAACCAACUCGUCAGCGGUAUCCAAGAUUUGUACAAGUCACAAAACUCGAAGGGCGCCAGUAUUGAGCGAUCACCCCUUACUAAUGGUCUGGGUAUCUAUAACGGCUCGAACAGGGGUGACAUGGCCUCGCUUCAUUCCGCAUCGUUGCAAGAAUCCACCAGUCUCCAUGACCUUUUGCCGCAUGCAGCGGACGCGGAACCAGCUACUGUCCUCACAGCACCACAGGUAGUCAAUAUCCGCAAAGGACAACCCAAGAAGUUCAACUGGAAGAAGGGUUCAUCUGGUCUUGCCAAGAACGUUACCAAAGGCAUCAAGGGUGCAUUUGCUGGCAACAACGAUCGUGGAGUUCCUAUCAAACCUGACGGUUCCUAUGACAUUACCGGUAUGCCAUAUUCGCAGAUGCAGGCAGGCCCUGGUGCAAUCAUGGGUGAUCAGCCUUUGAAUAAGGUUGGUGAUGCUAAAGGCUUCGGCUUCUUUUCGUCUACUCAGAAGAACGGCCUCAAGCCGGGCGUUCAGGGUGUUCAUGGUAAGAACGGUAGCAGCUCCAACCUGCUUGCAGAGAAUCCUUCCGUACUGUUCGGAUCUGAUUUGCGUGAGCGUUGCGACUAUGAGAAACGUGUUCUGCCCUCGAUCGUCACGCACUGCGUUGAAGAGGUUGAGAAGCGUGGUAUGGACAUGGAAGGCAUCUACAGAAAGUCUGGCGGAAGCGGUCAGGUCAAACUCAUUCAACAAGGCUUCGAGAAAGACGGCGCCUACGACAUCACUGAUCCAGAUCUCGAUAUCCAUGCUGUCACUAGCGCGCUGAAGCAAUACUUCCGCAAGCUACCCAAUCCUCUCAUCACUUAUGAGGCCUAUGACCCUCUGCUCGAAGCAGCUCAAAUCACGGAGAAGGAGAAACAAGUUGCCGCCAUUAAGGCUGCGCUGGAGGCUAUGCCGCAAGCUCACCACGAUGUGCUGGAGUACUUGGUGCAGCAUCUGUGCCGUGUAGUCAAGCAGGAGUCGGAAAAUCUGGUAAGAGUUUUUGUCUCAACAAGUUGUGAUGACACAGAGCUGACAUAUUGUAGNAUGACACCACUCAAUCUCUCAGUCGUUUUUGCGCCUACGAUUCUGCGACCCUUGAGCAUUGAACGCGAAAUGUCGGACAUGCAAGCCCAGCGUAUGGCAGUGCAGGCGCUGCUCGAACACGCGGAUUCCAUUUUCGAAACUUAA
Messenger RNA from Aureobasidium musti, 3627 nucleotides. Lineage: Eukaryota; Fungi; Ascomycota; Dothideomycetes; Dothideales; Saccotheciaceae. The record is from the annotation of a GenBank genome assembly.